ACGCGACGCCAUAAAGGGCAGCUCCCUCCUGGCGCCGCAGUGCACUUCCGAGGGCCCUGCCGACCGGACCCUUCAGCUGAAAAACCUCAAAAUGACGGCGUCGAAAAGAACUCACGCCCUUGUUUCCGGCAUUUGCCUCCUCCUGCUGGCGCAACAGGCGAUGUCCCACACAUGGGGGCACCACCGGCCGAGCUUCCGCAAGCCGUACGAGCGCUACGGCCACAGUGUUAGGAGCUCCUCCCGUGGCGACGGAUGGAGGAAAGGGACACCUCCACCUGGUGGACGGCAUAGAAGGGCUGGCCGGAGCAGAAGCCUCGCCUCCCAGCGCGGGGUUCCCGGGCGAAGACUCCUUGGUGGCCGCCCCUGGGCUCGGCCAAGGAGUCCGCGUCAGUGACAUCGAUCUGAGGGGUGGUCCUGCGGGGGGAGAGUGAGGGCGGUCCCUUACAGAAAGCGACGCUUCGAAGACAAAACAAAACCAGCACGGUGUGAGAGUCUCAAUAAACGUUUUCAUAAUA
Penaeus indicus is the source of this 515-nucleotide messenger RNA. RefSeq lists its product as uncharacterized. The transcript has 2 exons. Lineage: Eukaryota; Metazoa; Arthropoda; Malacostraca; Decapoda; Penaeidae. The record is from RefSeq and is a predicted model, not a curated record. The coding region runs from base 92 to 394 and encodes 100 amino acids.